Messenger RNA from Dichomitus squalens LYAD-421 SS1, 3210 nucleotides. RefSeq names its product isoleucyl-tRNA synthetase. The transcript has 12 exons. The record is from RefSeq and is a predicted model, not a curated record. Bases 1 to 3210 code for a protein of 1069 amino acids. NCBI's taxonomy places the organism in Eukaryota, Fungi, Basidiomycota, Agaricomycetes, Polyporales, Polyporaceae. Gene Ontology annotation, molecular function: aminoacyl-tRNA deacylase activity; tRNA binding; isoleucine-tRNA ligase activity. Gene Ontology annotation, biological process: isoleucyl-tRNA aminoacylation. Gene Ontology annotation, cellular component: cytosol.
AUGCCCCGCUGGUCUCUUCUCAGCCCGGGCCCACGACUCUGCUCUACUCGCCAAUGGUCUCGUAGAUGUCUCUCCUCCCGCCCACCAUCGCAGACCGCUCAGGACCAGCAGUCUGCUCCCCGCUGGGCUGACACGCUGCUCCUUCCCAAAACUAGCUUCCCCUUGUACAAUGACCCGUCCAAGGAUCCAAGCAUCAAGACCAAGACGACCGACGGUCUUUACCAAUGGCAGUCCCGACAUGCCAAUGGCCCGCUGUUUGUCUUCCUUGACGGACCCCCGUAUGCCAACGGUGACCUUCACAUCGGACAUGCUUUGAACAAAAUUCUCAAGGAUGUCAUAAAUCGUUAUCAUGUUUCCUUGGGUCACCGUGUUCAUUACCACCCUGGUUGGGACUGCCAUGGACUCCCUAUCGAGAACAAGGUCCUCAAACAGCUCGGAGUUGACGUGAACGAGCUAACGCCUUCCCAAGUUCGUGAGGAAGCCGAGAAGUGCGCACGGAAGGAAGUCGCUUCUCAGAUGGCACAGUUCCAGGAAUUCGGCAUCAUGGCCAACUGGGGGCUUGACACGACCUACCGGACACUGGACCCGGAAUAUGAAUUGCGGCAACUCGAGAUCUUCAAGACUAUGGUUGAGAAGGGAUUGAUAUAUCGUCAACACCGUCCUGUGCACUACUCUCCGUCGUCUCGUUCUGCCCUUGCGGAAGCUGAAUUGGAAUAUAACGACGCGCACGUCUCCCACUCAGUAUACGUCACGUUCCCACUCGACCUCACCAGCAACAACAUAUCUGAAGCUUUGCGUGCUCUGAUUGCUGGGAAGGAGAAGGUUUCGUUGCUUGUAUGGACCACAACGCCCUGGACGCUUACUGCAAAUAUGGCAAUCGCCGCCAACACAGAUAUGCUGUACCGUGUCGCUUCGAUUAAGGGCGAGGACAAUUCCGAAACUGUUCUCAUCUAUGCCACUGAUCGUGAAGACGCCCUCAAGUCUGUCUCCGGUCUCUUUGCGUCGUCCCUAGAGCCGUUGGGAGAUAUUAGCGGAUCGGAGCUCGUUGGAGCGGCCUACCGUCCCAUCUUCGCACCCCUGCACGAGUUAUCCACGACGUUGCCCUCCCUGCCGAUCAUCGCCUCCCCGCACGUUACGAACGACUCCGGCACAGGCCUCGUCCAUUGUGCCCCAGCGCACGGUGCGGAAGACUACGCCGUCAUGCAGACCCUCGGUCUCAUUACUUCUGCGCCUAUCGCCUCUUCCACGGCGUCCACCCCGGUGCCUGCCCCGAACAGCAGUCGCGAAAUUAUUUGCCACGUGAACGGGUUAGGUCAAUUCACGGAGGACGUUGCGGACGUCAUUGGGAAGGAGGCUGCUAGCGAGCUCGUGGCGAAGGACGUCUUGUCCGAUGGCGGCAGGGCGAUCGUCGCGCUGCUCACGAAGAUCGGCGCGCUGCGGAAGGUCCAGCGGUUCAAGCACCGCUACCCGUACGACUGGAAGACGGCCAAGCCUGUGAUUACCCUUGCUACCUCGCAGUGGUUCGCGAAUUUGGACGAUAUCAAGGACGACGCCAUCACCGCGCUCCAGGACGUCAACUUCGUGCCCGCCAUCUCGCGCAACCGCCUUGAGUCCUUCGUCCGCUCCCGCUCCGAAUGGUGCAUCUCCCGCCAGCGCGUGUGGGGCGUCCCCAUCCCAGCACUCUAUCACCUUCCCUCCAACGCCGCGGUGCUCGACUCCGACUCCUUGACGCACAUCCUCGCCGUCCUCCGCGCGCAUGGCCCCCGCUACUGGUGGGACGGGCCUGUGUCUGCGUUCGUGCCCCUUUCGCGGCGCGAAGGCUUAACUGACGCGGAGCUCGACGAGCUAUGGAAGAAGAGCACGGACACGAUGGACGUGUGGUUCGACAGCGGGACAGCAUGGAGCACGCUCGAGGACCUCUACGCCUCGCAGACGCAGACCGGUGCAAAGCCCAGCCGGACGUUCGGCUCAGACGUCUGCCUCGAAGGCACCGACCAGCACCGCGGGUGGUUCCAGAGCCUCCUCCUGACCUCCCUUGGGGCCGCAACGUCCGAAGCGCGCAAACGCACCGCGCCCUACUCGACGCUGAUCACGCACGGGAUGGUGCUCGACGAGCAGGGCAAGAAGAUGAGCAAGUCGCUCGGGAAUGUCGUCAGCCCCCUGACUGUCAUCAACGGAGGCGCGGGCAAGCACGACAAGGCGUAUGGCGUGGACAUAUUGCGCCUAUGGGUCGCGACGGUCGAGUUCGGCAAGGACAUGACGAUCGGGCCGACGGUACUGCAGCAGUGCGCGGAGACGAUGCGCAAGAUCAGGAACUCGUCGCGGUUCAUUCUGGGCAGCCUCGGGGACCGGCCAUUCGAGAAGAAGGUGGAGCGCGGGGAGCUGGGCCUGGCGGACAGGUAUGUUCUGCAUCGGCUGCACAAGCUCGAUGCCGUUGCCAGGGCUGGGUACGAGGCGUACAACUUCCCUCAGGUCAUCAACGAGCUGUCUUACUUUGCGAACAUCACGCUGUCAUCGUUCUACUUCGACGUGAACAAGGACUGCCUUUACGCGGACCGUGAAGACGGCAUCGAGCGCCGGAGGGUCCUCACUGUCCUGGACCAGGUGCUGACGACGAUGACGAGAGUCCUCGCGCCCGUGCUGCCGCACCUUGCCGAGGAGAUCCAUCAGACGCUGUACGGACCUGAUGCCCCGUCUGUGUUCGUGACGCGGUGGACGCCUCUGCCGAACGAGUUCGUUGACGUACAGGCCGAGGCGGACAUGGACAAGCUGUUCCGCAUCCGUUCCAAAGUCAACUCGCUCCUCGAGCAGGCUCGCAAAGACGGCGUCGUGAAGAGCUCCCUAUCCGCGGACGUGGCGGUGAGCGUCUCGACGGCCGCGACCUCAGACGUCAUCGACGUUCUGGGACGCGAGGAGACGACGCUCAAGUCGCUAUUUGGCGUGUCUGGCGUAACCCUCUGCGACAGGAACCUGGAUGCCGCUCCUGCCUGGCAAUACAGGGAUACGCUCGAGAUAGACGGUGCGUCUGCAGCUGACUGCUCGGUAUUGCCUGACCUGAUGCGUUGUGUAGGAACCGAGAUAGAGAUCGCGGUUCGCCCAGCUGCCCUGGAGAAGUGCCCCCGCUGUUGGACAUACACCCGUCCCGCCGCCGACGAGCUGUGCGGCCGGUGCACAGAGGUCGCCCGUAUCCAGCCUGUAGUAUCCUCCUAG